Messenger RNA from Pundamilia nyererei, 2345 nucleotides. RefSeq names its product cytoplasmic polyadenylation element-binding protein 4-like. The transcript is spliced from 9 exons. Gene Ontology annotation, cellular component: nucleus; neuron projection; cytoplasm. Lineage: Eukaryota; Metazoa; Chordata; Actinopteri; Cichliformes; Cichlidae. Bases 285 to 2345 code for a protein of 686 amino acids. Gene Ontology annotation, biological process: negative regulation of cytoplasmic translation. Gene Ontology annotation, molecular function: ribosome binding; translation factor activity, RNA binding; mRNA 3'-UTR binding. The record is from RefSeq and is a predicted model, not a curated record.
AGAGCUAGGGUUGUUUAGGCGGGGCUACGGAGGGAAAUCCUGACACACACUGGCUAGCUGUUGGAGCUGGGGGCAGGGCUUGUAGACGGAAGUGUCUCCCGACUGGUCCAGCUGUCAUCUAGAAGAGAGUGGAGACCAUUUACACCGGCUGCAUAGGAAAUGCAGAAAAAGGAAAAAACGCUAAAAUAUGGCAACAUCUAAACGAUAAGGUCAUGACGCCGAACUGAAGGAUAAAGAAGACGGAGUAAGUCAAAAGUGAACUUAAGAUUUACUGGGUGUCCUAAAUGGGGGACUACGGGUUUGGAGUUCUGGUGAAGAACGGCAGUGGCAACAAAUCUACUUUCCCUGUAAGGAUCCCUCCUCACCUGCAACCCCAGCACUCUCACCACCCUUCCAACCCCCCCAGCCCCCCUUCCUUUGUAAACAACACCUGCUCCACCAAUGGGGGAAGUGCUUGGCUGUUCCCUGCAGUAACCCCGCACACUAACAUGCAAGAUGAGAUUCUGGAGUCAGAAAAGUCCAAGGCCUUGGACCUCCAGGAUAUGCAGGAGAAAUCUCAGGUCCAGGCCCAGCCUCAGGCCCUGUCUCCAGGCCAGCAGGAGGCCGGUGGAGGCUUAGGAGAGCUUGAGGGAGCUCUACCUGACGACGGCUCCCUGGAGAAGGGCACUUUGGAGAGCAGUGCUGGCAAGGAGAAGCUGAGGAUGGAGUCUCCGGUGCUAAGUGGCUUUGACUACCAGGACACCCUGGGAAUGGGUACAAGCUGUGCACAAUCCACUUCUUCCUCAUCUUCUCUGACCAGCUUCAACAACUGGUCUCCUGCUGUCCCAUCUACCCAGUCUCCUGUGGUUGGAGAAGACGUUGGAGGUUUCUUUGGUCCUGCUGGCUCCAAUGCUAAUGGACCACAUUUGCUGUUCCACAACUUCUCCCACCAUGCUGGCCCUGGCUUUGGAGCAGGAGGUAGUUUCUCCCCACAGAUUGGGCCAGUCUCCCAGCAUCACCCUCCCACACCUCACCCUCAGCACUACCAUCCCCAGGGACAAGGGGUUCCACAGCAGCACAGGCGCUCCCCAGCUAGCCCUCAUCAACCCCAGCCUUCCUUCCCUCCACAUCCCCAUCGCACUGGACCAUUUACACAGCUGCCCCACCUUGCUCCUACCCAGAACAAACCUCCCUCCCCUUGGGGAAGCUACCAGAGCCCCUCCACUCCCACAUCCACCUCGUGGAGCCCAGGUGGGUAUGGUGGCUGGGGAGGUACACAGGGGAUUCGGGAUUACCGACGGGGUGUCGGCGGCGGGAUGUCAGGCCUGAACUCUAUUUCGCCACUGAAGAAGUCCUUCCCUAACAAUCAGGUUCCUUUGCAAAAGUUCCCCAGAAAUAGCUCUGGCAUCAACCACAAGGGCUGGGUGGAGGACAGCAUGAGCCGCAAUGACAGUGUUUAUCCUUUCCAGCAGGAGAGAACACGGUCCUUUGAUGGUUUCAGUAUGCAAUCUCUGGAGAACUCUCUGAUUGACAUUAUGAGGGCUGAGCAGGAUUCCUUAAAAGCAAGAAGUUAUGGGAGAAGACGAGGUCAUUCGUCUUUGUUCCCCAUGGAGGAUGAGCGCUCUUUUGGAGAUGAUGAGUCAGGUGACCAGGGGCUUGCUGGCCUCGGUCCAGGCCACUGCUUUGCAUCCCUUAAUGGUGAACGUGUGGAGCGAUAUUCACGCAAGGUGUUUGUUGGAGGGCUGCCCCCAGACAUAGAUGAAGAUGAAAUCACUGCCAGUUUCCGUCGGUUUGGUCAUCUUUUCGUGGACUGGCCUCAUAAGGCAGAAAGCAAGUCCUAUUUUCCACCCAAAGGAUAUGCAUUCCUGCUGUUUCAAGAUGAGAGCUCUGUUCAGGCCCUGAUUGAUGCCUGCAUUCAGGAGGAUGGCAAGCUUUACCUGUGUGUCUCCAGCCCCACCAUCAAAGACAAACCGGUGAGUUUUAGCAUUAAAGCUGCAUCCACACCAGAAGUGACUUGCAAUCAUGUGGAUCGCACAUGUGUCGUUGCCAAACGUGCAGGACCUAACAAUCCUUCCUCAACUUCCAGACUGAAGAAUAUUACUGACUGGAAUAUUAACAGUAGUAAAUACAUUAGAGGGGUGGAAGUGAAGCCAUACGUCCUGGAUGACCAGCUGUGCGAUGAGUGCCAGGGGACUCGCUGCGGAGGAAAGUUUGCUCCUUUCUUCUGCGCCAAUGUGACCUGUCUGCAGUACUACUGUGAGUACUGCUGGGCAGCAAUCCACUCCCGGGCCGGCCGCGAGUUCCACAAGCCGCUGGUGAAGGAAGGAGGGGACCGACCACGACACAUCUCCUUCCGCUGGAACUGA